Aspergillus nomiae NRRL 13137 is the source of this 2463-nucleotide messenger RNA. Its product is annotated as beta-glucosidase G. Gene Ontology annotation, molecular function: beta-glucosidase activity. The record is from RefSeq and is a predicted model, not a curated record. The coding region runs from base 1 to 2463 and encodes 820 amino acids. The transcript is spliced from 2 exons. Lineage: Eukaryota; Fungi; Ascomycota; Eurotiomycetes; Eurotiales; Aspergillaceae. Gene Ontology annotation, biological process: glucan catabolic process.
AUGUUGUCACCACAAACUCUGUUUGGAGUGUUGGUGCUUCUCUCGGCUCCUUCGGUGGUAGCCGAUACCUGUCAGGCACCAAUUAACCACCCAGGGGAGCCUUUCAGUUAUGUUCAGCCCCUUAACACCACUAUCCUGAGUCCUUAUGGUCACUAUCCACCUGUGUAUCCUUCACCAAACACUACCGGCAAUGGUGGCUGGGAAACAGCUUUGGUGAAGGCCAAAAACUGGGUAAACAAGCUCACGCUGGAAGAGAAAGCCUGGAUGGCAACAGGCCAGCCCGGUCCCUGCGUUGGCAACGUUCUCCCUAUUCCACGUCUCAAUUUCAGCGGCAUCUGCCUCCAGAAUGGCCCUCAAUGCGUGCAGCAGGGAGAUUACUCCAGUGUCUUCGUCAGCAGCGUUUCAGCCGCCGCAAGCUGGGACCGCAAGUUGCUGUAUGACAGAGCGUAUGCAUUGGCGGAGGAGCACAAAGCAAAAGGUUCCCAUGUCAUCUUGGGCCCCAUCGGAGGACCUCUGGGCCGCAGUCCCUAUGAUGGUCGUACCUGGGAGGGCUUCGCUGCUGACCCUUACCUCACCGGAGUCUGCAUGGAGGAGACGAUCAACGGUAUGCAAGAUGCGGGUGUGCAAGCAAAUGCAAAGCAUUUCAUUGCCAACGAGCAAGAGACGCAGCGCAACCCCACAUAUGCUCCGGAUGCCAACGAGACCACCUAUAUUCAGGACUCCGUCUCUGCCAACAUCGAUGACCGUACUCUGCACGAGAUCUAUAUGUGGCCGUUCGCAAACGCCGUUCGUGCCCGGGUGGCUAGUGCCAUGUGCUCGUACAACCGGCUGAAUGGCUCUCACUCGUGUCAGAACUCCUAUCUUCUCAACCACCUUCUUAAGGGCGAGCUUGGCUUCCAGGGAUAUGUCAUGUCUGACUGGGGCGCGACCCACAGUGGGGUAGCAUCUAUUGAAAGUGGAAUGGACAUGACCAUGCCCGGCGGAUUCACCCUCUAUGGUGAGCUUUGGACCGAGGGAUCCUUUUUCGGCAAGAACCUCACUCAAGCUGUGCAAAAUGGCACUGUUCCAAUGUCCCGUCUGGACGACAUGAUCGUGCGCAUCAUGACUCCUUAUUUCUGGCUUGGCCAAGAGAAGGAUUACCCAAGCGUGGACGCUUCCGUCGGCCCUCUCAAUGUCGACUCAGCCCCCGACACCUGGCUGUAUGACUGGAAGUUCACCGGUGCCACCAACCGUGACGUUCGGGCAAACCACAGCGCCAUGAUUCGCGAGCAUGGAGCCCAGUCGACGGUUCUGCUCAAGAAUGAACGCAACGCGUUGCCCCUCCGCAAGCCCCGUAACAUUGUGGUCGCCGGAAACGACGCCGGCCCUCUCACGCAAGGUCCCAACCUUUCGGGCGACUUCGAGUAUGGUGUCCUCGCAGGCUCCUCAGGCUCUGGUUCCUGCAGGUUUUCAUACCUGUCAACUCCUCUUGACGCUAUCAAUGCUCGGGCCCGCAAGGAUGGCUCCCUGGUCCAGUCCUAUCUGAACAACACCCUGCUCGCCACGACAGCACUGACCUCCCCUCUAUGGAUCCCCCAGCAGCCCGACGUCUGCCUUGUCUUCCUCAAGUCCUUCUCCGCGGAAGGCGAAGAUCGGACCUCGUUGGAGCUCGACUGGAACGGAAACGCCGUCGUGGAGGCCGUUGCCACCCACUGCAACAACACCAUUGUGAUCACCAACUCCGGCGGCGCCAACGUCAUGCCCUUCGCCGACCAUCCCAAUGUCACCGCCAUCCUGGCCCAGCACUACGCCGGCGAGGAGACCGGAAACGCCAUUGCGGACGUCCUCUACGGCGACGUGAACCCCUCAGCCAAACUGCCCUACGUGAUCGCCUACAACGAGUCGGACUACAACGCGCCCUUGACCACAGCCGUGCAGACCAACGGGACCUACGACUGGCAGAGCUGGUUCGACGAAGAGCUCGAGGUCGGGUACCGGUAUUUUGACGCGCACAACAUCUCCGUGCGUUACGAGUUCGGCUUCGGCCUGAGCUACACUACCUUCGACCUGAAAGACCUCAAACCUAAGGGCUCUGUCGCUGCUGCCAAUCUGACCGCUCUCCCGGCUAAGCGGCCCACCGAGCCAGGCGGUAACCCCGCGCUCUGGGAAACGGUCUACACCCUGGAAGCCGAAGUGUCCAAUACCGGAAAUAUUGAUGGUUUCGCCGUCCCCCAGCUGUACGUUCAAUUCCCUCCUUCCACGCCGGCUGGGACCCCGCCAAGCCAGCUGCGUGGAUUCGACAAGAUCUGGCUCGAGGCUGGUGAGACCAAGACCGUCUCGUUUGACUUGAUGCGUCGGGAUGUCAGUUACUGGGAUGUCGUUGCCCAGGACUGGCGUGUUCCGGCUGGGGCUUUCACCUUCAAGGCUGGGUUUAGCAGCCGGGAUUUCCGCGCGAGCAGUGUUGCGACGCUGGUCAAGGCAUGA